Molecule: messenger RNA, 2526 nt
Organism: Symbiodinium pilosum
Lineage: Eukaryota; Dinophyceae; Suessiales; Symbiodiniaceae
Source: the annotation of a GenBank genome assembly
AUGGCGGGCUCUAGGUUCUGCGCGAGCUGGCAGGACAAGAAGGACAAAAAAGACAAGAAGAAAAAAGAGAAGCAAAAAAAAGAAGGACAAGAAGAAGAGUUCUUCGUCAUCUUCGUCCUCAUCCAGCUCUUCGAGUUCUGGGUCAGGUGCGAAUUAAAAGGUAGGAAACCGAACCGCUCCCACGAUCCAGAGGGCAGCAUCAUGCGUCUCUUCUCGUUGCUCCUUGCGGUGGCCUCGGCGUCUUCCGUGUCCGAGUCUUCCAGUGCGGAUGUUACCAAUCUGCUUCAGAGGCUAAGCCCACCCCCACCACAGCAGCUUCUGUCCACAGGCUCCUUCGGCACAGAUACAGCACAGGGCCAGGCCAAGAGUCAGAUUCAAAACCAGGCCGAGGGCCAGGCCGAGGGCCAGAGUGAGGAGGACAAGCCAAGGCCUCACCACAACCCAGCGGAGAUGGAGAAGCUUGGGUUCACCUCGGCAGAUGACAAAUGGAGCAAUUCGCCCCUUGCCAAAGAGAGCCCGGAAAAGAAGGAAGGUAAGCCGGUGGAGAUCAUUGUGACCAAUCAGCAUGUGGAGAAGAACUCGAAGGACUCAGAGGAUUCAAAGGACGCAGCUGCUUCAAAGAAGCAGGAGAAGGCCGCAAGCAAAAAGGCAGAGAAGAAGGAGAAAGCCGCAAGCAAAGAGAAGGCAGAGAAGAAAGCUGCAAGCAAAGAGAAGAAGGCAGAGAAGAAGGAGAAAGCUGCAAGCAAAGAGAAGAAGGCAGAGAAGAAGGAGAAAGCUGCAAGCAAAGACAAGGCAGAGAAGAUUGCAUCAAAGUCUGCGAAGUCAUCCAGCUCCGCAAAGUCCAAGAAAGCUGAGAAAGCCGCGGAGAGCAAGACCAAAAGCACUUCGUCCAAGAAGAAGACAGCCGACAAGUCAGAAUCUCAAGCGAAAGAAGACAAGAAGGUGAAGAAGUCCAAGCAGGCAAAGGAGGAUAAGGAGGAGAAGGAGGAAGAGGAGGAAGAGGCGGAGGCUUCAGAGGAGACUGCCAAAGAGACCAAAAAAUCAAAGUCCUCCGCGUCCAAGAAGGUUUUGGUGAAGACGGCUUCAAGAGUGGAGGAAGCUCCAGUGGAGACGGAAUCGAAGGAUGAGAAGACAGCGGAAACCAAAGUUGAGGAAGCCCCGGAGCAACUUCAGGCUGCUGCCAACAAGGAGGCUUGCGAAAAUUGGAUGAAGGAGUGCCGCACCGACUUCAACGUGGAUGCCUGCAUGAGCUACAAGGGCUUCUGCCUGCACUCCGAGACUGCAGACGCUGACACGAAAGGUCUGCUUGAUGGCCUCGCAGGACCAGACCCCGAAGCUGUUGCAGAUCCGACUGAGGAGCUUUCCGAGAAGGCGACGGAUGUGCUGAAGCCUGCGGCUGAGAGUGCCGAGGCUGACCCAGCCGACGGCUCGGAGGACCGUGACGUCGAGGAGGCCGAGGCCGCUACGGGGGAAAUCAGAGGCGAGAUCAGCAAGGCUGGAGAUGGAGAAGCUGGCGUCGGCACCGACAAGGAGCCAAAGACUUUGCCAGAAGCUCCGGCCUCAAGCGAGGAGUCCGUGGAAGGCGAAGAGGCAACGGAAGAAGUCCCGACCGAGGCCGAGGAGGCCGAGAAGAUCGCCGAGAAGGCUGAGGAAGCACCGGCCGAAGCGGAGGCUGAAGAGACCGAGGAGGAGGAGGCCGAGAAGCCCUCGGCCCCGAGCCCCUUUGGCCUCGACACCAAGGAGCUCCCCGAGGCCGAGGAGCCUUCCGCAGAGGUGGAAGAGGUGGAAGAAGUUGCAGAGCCCUCUCUAAAGGAAGCCGAAGAAGAGGCUGAACCUGCUGAGGCCGAAGAAUCGGAGGCCGAAGAACCGGAGGCUGAAGCUUCUGAAGCUUCGGAGGCCGAAGAACCGGAGACCGAAGCCUCCGAGGUCGAAGCCGAAGCCUCAGAGUCCGAAGAGCCGGAGGCCGAGGCUCCGGAGUCUGAGGCUGAGGAGGCUCCGGAGGCCGACGCUGAGGAAGCGGAGGCCUCAGAAGCUCCAGAGGCUGAGGCGGAAGAGGAGGAGUCCGCAGAGGAAGCUGCUGAGCCCUCAGCAGCCGAGGAGGAAGUUCCAGCCAUUUCGGAGACCUCAGAGACCUUCAAGGGCACGGGCUCCGAGAACUUCGGAUUCACGGUGGCGCGCCACGGCGUAGCUUCCACGAACGCGAAGACGACGGUCAAGAAGGUCAAUUCCACGAAAUCGUCUCACAACACCACAAAAGCCAAGGAAGGCGCUGAUCCCAGGUGGGUCUUCGGGCAAUCAGGCACCGAAGUGACGAACCAGGUGGAGGUUGAGGCCCCCACCACCACCUUCAAACUCAGCGCGUCCGAUGCGCUUGGAGAGCCGUCCUUGGGCCUGGCACAGAAACAAGGUGAUCAUCAGCAGCUCGAGGACGCCAAGGCAAACCUUUGCGCAUGGUGGCACUCCAUGUGCAGCCACGUGGAUUCCACGGCAGAGAUUUGCAGCAAGUACGCCAGUGUCUGCAGCUAA